UUUUGUUUAGAUACCAACGUUUUUCCAGCGUUAAGUUUGUCCUACGUAGUGAACAAUAAUAAAAUCAUUCGCAUAAAUUGCCGUCGUGAUGGCUGUUACUCAAAAUCUGGCAAAGCUGCCUAUCUACGCAACCUUAUCGUCGUCUUAAAGUCUAGGAGUCUGUUUUCUUAUACAGCUUAAAGGUGAGCCUCAUAUUUCUGUGAGAUAUGGCCUCUUCAAUGACUACUGAGGCGAAUGGAGUGAGGGUAGUGACUCAUAUUAUCCCACUGGAGGAAAAAGCAGAGUCUCCGGACCUAAAGUCAAGCUUGGUCGAACUAGAAAAGUCCAACUUGCCACCAAAAACCAAGAUGUUCCUAAAGGGGAAGCCUCUGUCACUGGGGUUGGUGCAGGUGUUUAUUGGUUUGGUGGUCAUGACUCUCUGCACCAUCACGGUACUUGUGGACAAGCUGAAUGUUGAGACCGUAAUGUCCCUUGGACUUCCUUUUGUCGUCUCUGGGUCUGUGGCAAUCGCUGCACACAAGAGAUCCAGUUCUGCUCUGAUCAAAGCCACGCUGGCCAUGAGUGUGAUCUGUGCUCUGCUGGCUGCUGCAGGAACCGGCUACUUCAGUUGGGAGCUCAGCAAUAGACCAGGGGAGGAUCCUUGUACCAGCGGAGAUUACUGGUCAUGUUCGUACAUGAUAUGGAGAUUUAACAGUUUGGUGGAUGGAUUGAGGGGUCUCCUGCUGGUGCUGUGUUUUCUUGAACUGUGCGUGUGCAUCUCUCUGUCCAUCUUUUCAGCCCGGGCCAUCCAACAGGGUGAAACCGAUGUCGACCUUUAUGGCAGUGACACCAGUCUCCUGAAGGCUGGGGUGGAUUGUGUCUCCAACACCUGAAAGGCCACACAGUUAUGGCCAAGGUUUCUUUAGUCAAAAGUUUAAUCAUCAUACAGGCUAAAUGUGAUAACAUUUGCUUUAUAGAGUUCUUUCUUUUUGAUGGGGUUGUUUGAUAUAAUACAGUAUAGGCAUUUUCCACUAGAUGAUUUGUCAUUUUUUGCAGUUUACACAUUUCUGCAUGGUAAUGUUCUUUGAGAGCUAUUGCACACUGCUUGCUGAUUUUAUGAAUAAAAUGCACUUAUGUUUCA
Onychostoma macrolepis is the source of this 1120-nucleotide messenger RNA. RefSeq lists its product as uncharacterized. NCBI's taxonomy places the organism in Eukaryota, Metazoa, Chordata, Actinopteri, Cypriniformes, Cyprinidae. The record is from RefSeq and is a predicted model, not a curated record. Gene Ontology annotation, cellular component: membrane. The coding region runs from base 207 to 872 and encodes 221 amino acids. The transcript is spliced from 7 exons.